Lotus japonicus is the source of this 1221-nucleotide messenger RNA. RefSeq names its product coatomer subunit epsilon-1-like. Gene Ontology annotation, molecular function: structural molecule activity; protein binding. Gene Ontology annotation, cellular component: COPI vesicle coat. The transcript has 6 exons. NCBI's taxonomy places the organism in Eukaryota, Viridiplantae, Streptophyta, Magnoliopsida, Fabales, Fabaceae. Bases 129 to 995 code for a protein of 288 amino acids. The record is from RefSeq and is a predicted model, not a curated record. Gene Ontology annotation, biological process: retrograde vesicle-mediated transport, Golgi to endoplasmic reticulum; endoplasmic reticulum to Golgi vesicle-mediated transport; intra-Golgi vesicle-mediated transport.
ACACAAAAGGCUUCCAUAUUCAAUUUCUCUUCACUUCCAUUCUCUCUGCAAUUCACUUCUCCAUCCAUCGAUCGCAAUCUGCAACUUCCAGUGAUCGUUGGUGAAAAUCAAGAUCUAGAUCUAGAUCAAUGGCUACACCGGACCACCUCUUCAACCUCCGCAACAACUUCUACCUCGGCGCAUUCCAAGCCGCCAUCAACAGCAGCGACGUCAAUGGCCUCUCCGACGACGACGCCGUCGAGCGCGACUCCCUCGUCCACCGCUGCUACAUCGCCCUCGGCCAGUUGCAGUUCGUCAUCUCCGAGAUCCACGAUUCCUCCCCUACACCUCUCCAAGCUGUGAAGUUGCUCGCUCUCUACUUCUCCGCUCCCGACAACAAGGAAUCCGUCAUUGCCAGCCUCAAGGAAUGGCUCUCCGAUCCAGCGAUCGGCAACAACUCUACACUCAGGCUCGUUGCUGGUCUCAUCUUCCUGCACGAGCAGGAUUUCAAUGAGGCGCUCAAACACACCAAUGCCGGUGGAACCUUGGAGCUGCACGCUUUGAAUGUGCAGAUCUUCAUCAAGAUGCAUAGGUCGGAUUAUGCUGAGAGGCAGCUCAGGAUCAUGCAGCAGAUUGAUGAGGAUCACACUCUCACCCAACUUGCCAAUGCAUGGCUAGAUUUGGCUGGUGGGUCGAAGAUCCAGGAGGCAUAUCUGAUCUUCCAAGAUUUGUCUGAGAGGUAUCAGUCCACCAGUUUGCUCUUGAAUGGGAAGGCUGUAUGCUGCAUGCACAUGGGCAACUUUGACGAAGCCGAGACUCUUUUGGUUGAAGCACUCAACAAGGAUGCCAGGGAUCCAGAAACUCUAGCCAAUCUAGUUGUGUGCUGUCUUCAUCUUGGCAAACCAUCUUCUAAAUCAUUCAGCCAACUGAAGCUUUCACACCCAGACCAUGUACUUGUCAAACGGGUAUCAACAGCAGAAGAAAGCUUUGAUCGAGCCCUACAAUCAUUCUCUUAAUGAGUUAAUGAUUCUAUUUCUUCAAAGAGUUAAUGGUGUGAGGUCUUCCCAUACAAUUUUUUACACCUCAUUGUAGCUAUUGUAUUGGUUACUUAUCUGAGAACAUAACCAGUUGGGUAAAUGUGUCAUAGGAUUCAAAUUUUAUGACGAUGUUUGUCUUACUUGAAUCUUGAUGUUGCAAAAACUACAGCUAAUAUUAUUAUUAUGCAAGUUCAUUUACUUGAUA